Durusdinium trenchii is the source of this 1722-nucleotide messenger RNA. The record is from the annotation of a GenBank genome assembly. NCBI's taxonomy places the organism in Eukaryota, Dinophyceae, Suessiales, Symbiodiniaceae.
GGUCUGCGGCCUAGCAGGACAUCCGAUACCUCGGAUGGUUAACCCUUCGCCUUCCAAACUCCGACGAGCCCGGCUGUAGCCGUCCUACACGCGGUUGCUCGCGGGUUUUCUUCGCCGGGCUCAGCUUUGCAUCAUUUUCGAUCGUUGGUUGCGAACACUCCGUCCACGCCCGGGAGGCGUGCGCCUACCAUGGCGGCGUAUAGCAACGCGCCCAUCAUGUAUUCCAGCGUCCAACCAAGCACCGACCUGUCAGGCGCAGUCAUUGCAGAUGGUGAGGCCGAUGGCCACGCCCUUUGGUCCGGCGCCACGCCCGUCGUAGGCGACCCGCAGCCGGUGACGGUCACACCGGGCACCACCAUGACGGCGCAGGCGGCGCCCAUCACGACGACAGCGCCCAUCACAACGACGGCGCCCAUCACGGCAGCGCCCAUCACCGUCCAAGCAGCGCCAAUCACCACUGUCCAAGCAGCGCCCAUCACCGCAGCGCCCAUCACCGUCCAAGCGCCACCCAUCACCGUCCAGUCGCCUACCCCUCAGUACCUUCCGCAGUCCUUCUCUCCGCCUGCGGUGCCGGCCAGCAGCGCCACCGUGGCGCCGAGCGUGGCGCCGUCCGGCCCACCAGUGCAGCCGCCCAGGCUCACGGAAGGGAUCCCUUCGCCCGAUGCCAUCGAGCAGCAGAAGGCGGCCUAUGCGCGAAGCUUGGAUGAGCAGCUGGCGCAGGGCAUCAAGAUGAUUGAGUCCAACAAUGAGUCCCGGAAACAGGCACUCCGCCAGGAGGCUGAAAUGAAGACCGAGCAGUACUACCUGCAGGUGGAUCAGCAGCUGAAGGCCCAGGAGAUGAGUGUCGAUCAGCAGGCGAACUACCAGCUCAUGGGACUGCAGCAAGCAGCCUUCGAGCGGCGAGCCAUCCUGGAUCAGCAGGCGGCUGCCGCGACGUUGGAAUAUGAGCAGAAGCGCGUCCAAGACGAGUUCGCUAAGACUCAGUACGAGCAUCGGAAGAAGGCUGCGCAGAAGCAGGCAGAGAUGCAGAAAGAGUUGGCCAGGCAAAAGGAGGACUUCGCCCGGCAGCAACGAGCCAUGCAGGAGGCCUAUGCUCAACAGGCCGCUGGUUUGGUGCAGGAUCGCCAGGUCGUAGGCGACCCGCAGCCGGUGACGGUCACAACGGGCACCGCCAUGGCGGCGCCCUACGUGGCAAGCUCGCCCUACGUGGCGAGCUCGCCCUACAAGACCAUCCCAGGAUGCUUUGUGAUGGCUGCGGAGCCAUCACAGAUUUGCAACGGACCCCUAACAGACCAAAAGGACGACAUUGCAAAAGCAGUCUAGGCAUGAGUUUGAUGAGUCUCCCUCUAGGUGUGUUUGAGGAUCAGGAAAAGUGUUGCAAAUUCAAAUUCAAGGUGUAGUCGUAGUAUAUUUGUUCUCUCCAGGACGAUGAUGAGGAUAACCACGCAGCUGAUCGGAUUUGUUUGAGGUACCCUCUCACUUAGGAAUCAAGUUCUGCGAAUGGCCGGGAUUGGCGUCCUCCCCACUGAUGCGCCCAUUCCGAAUUCCAUGAGGCCCAAUGCAAGGCAUCCAAACUGUUGUGAGAGUUUGUUCAUACCUUGAACAAUUUGAACAUGUUGAACAUCAAUUAGCUCCUUGGCCCAGGAGCUUACUACAAGCUGCCUGCCUGAAAAAUGCGGUAAUUAGCCAAUGAGACAUCACUGACAUUAUCUCGCCCUCGCA